Molecule: messenger RNA, 459 nt
Organism: Cryptotermes secundus
Lineage: Eukaryota; Metazoa; Arthropoda; Insecta; Blattodea; Kalotermitidae
Gene: Sem1
Product: 26S proteasome complex subunit SEM1
Exons: 3
Coding region: 16-348 (110 amino acids)
Biological process (GO): double-strand break repair via homologous recombination; proteasome assembly; mRNA export from nucleus
Cellular component (GO): proteasome complex; proteasome regulatory particle, lid subcomplex
Source: RefSeq, a predicted model, not a curated record
UCGAUUCCAAUCGAGAUGGCAGUCCUGCACGGUCUUGCAUGUUUCCCUUUCCUCUAUCUCAAUCUCAACCCCACUGUUCGUGAUAAUCGUAAUCAGCGUUGGUCGAAAUUGUCAGUUGUAGCUUGUAUCAAAUCAGAAAUGACAGACAAACCGAAAGUAGACUUGGGUCUUCUUGAAGAAGAUGAUGAAUUUGAAGAAUUCCCAGCAGAAGAUUGGACUGGAAAGGACGAAGAUGAGGGAGACAUAAGUGUAUGGGAAGAUAACUGGGAUGAUGAUAAUGUAGAAGAUGACUUCAGUAUGCAGUUAAGAGCUGAGCUUGAAAAACAGGGAGUUAAACUGGACUCAUAAUUUUGGUAUAUCUUCCGUAACUUACUAAUUAUUUGAAUAGAAAGUGUUAACACAUUCUCUGUAAUAAAAUGUAAUAUUAUCUUCAGGAAUCAAUAAACACUAUACUUUGUA